Sus scrofa (pig) is the source of this 1197-nucleotide messenger RNA. It is a transcript of the gene CD320, whose product is annotated as CD320 molecule. NCBI's taxonomy places the organism in Eukaryota, Metazoa, Chordata, Mammalia, Artiodactyla, Suidae. The record is from RefSeq and is a predicted model, not a curated record. Gene Ontology annotation, cellular component: plasma membrane. Gene Ontology annotation, molecular function: protein binding.
AUGCCUGAGAGUGGUGGACAAGUGGCCGUGGGCCCCGCCCCCAGGCCUGUGCGCAAGCGUACGGGGGAUAAGAAAGAUCCCUCAGGCUACGCUCUGCCAGAGCCGGGCGCUGGGCUGGGUGAUGUGUUAGGUGGUUUGAUGGCGCCGGGCAGAGCGUUGCGUACAGCGGCCCUGGGUUUGGCGCUGCGGCUGCUGCUUGCCUUCGGGCUCGGCCUGGAAGCCACCCCGACCUCGACCCCAACCAGGUCCUUGACGGAGGACCCAGGCCCCAGUGCAGGCUCGUGCGCGCCCACCAAUUUCCAGUGCCGGACCAGUGGUCUCUGUGUGCCCCUCAAAUGGCGCUGCGAUGUUGACAAGGAUUGCCCUGAUGGCAGUGAUGAGGUGGAAUGCGGUAUUGAGCCAUGCACCCAGGAUGGGCAGUGCCCGCCACCCAUUGGCAGACCCUGCCCUUGUGACAGCAUCCAUGACUGCCCUGAAGGUGUUAAUGAGAACUGCCGGCACCAGCCCUGCCAGGAGGGGGAGGUUUACUGCCUGCCGGAGAAUUCCUGUAUCCCAAUCACGUGGCUCUGUGAUGGUCACCCAGACUGUUCGGACUACAGCGAUGAGCUUGGCUGUGGAACCAAGACUGUCCAGGAAGGGGGUGCCACGUCCAUGGGAACCCCUGUGGGCAAUGCCACAGUCACCUCUGUCGACGACCAGGACUCAGUUCAGUCUGGAAACCGAAGUGCUUAUGGGGUUAUCGCAGCUGCUGUGGUGCUCAGUGUAGGUCUGGCCAUCACCAUCUUCUUCGUGUUGUCACGAUUCUGUGCCCAGGGACGCCUGUCCCCGCUGGGGCUGCUGGUGGCCCUAAAGGGGUCUCUGCAGUCAGAGAAGACGGCCUCGGUGCUCUGAGGAUGAGCCAUUGCUGUCACAUCGCAUGGUCCCUGAGUAUGGCAGGUAUGGGGACAUGCACAUGACUGUGGGCACAGUAGCCCCCAGACCUGGAUUCUUCUACACAGCAGCACUGAGUACCUGAGCUCCUGAAGAUGGGGCCCUGGAGGCUGGGACCCUCCCCUGGAUGCCAGGAACCUGGAUGGGAAACGUGCCAGAGCUGGAACCGAGGGGCUGGCCCCAGGUCACUCCCAGGGUAACCCCGCUGCUCAGAUACUACUGCAGCCCCUGCCUGAGGGUGGUGAUUAAAGUUGCUUUCACAUCCUC